AUGAAUAUAUCGUUUGAAGGAAAACGCAUUUUAGUGACGGGUACUGGACAAGGUAUCGGUCGUGAUAUUGCCAUAGAAUUAUGCAAAGCAGGUGCCAAAGUAGUAGCUGUAUCCAAGACGAAAUCAUAUUUAGACAGCCUUCACGCACAAUACCCGGCAAUAGAUGUGGUAACUCAGGAUAUUGGAGACUGGGAUAAAACCCGAAAAGUUAUAGAUGAUCUGGGAUAUUUUGAUGCUUUAGUCAACAACGCAGCUAUAGCCACAAUUCAACCAUUUUUAGAGUGUUCACCAGAAGUUUUCGACAGAAUGAUCAGCGUAAACCUCAAAGCCGUUAUAAAUAUAAGUCAAGUUGUGGCUAAAAAGAUGAUCGAAAAGAAAAAACCUGGUGUAAUCAUCAAUAUUUCUACUCAAGGAUCGAAGGUAGCAAUUAAAAAUCACACGAUAUACAGCGCAUCGAAAGCUGCAUUAGAUUCUGUAACUCGUACAAUGGCUCUGGAGCUAGGACCAUACGGCAUCAGGGUUAACGCGGUCAACCCUACAGUCAUUAUGACUGAAAUGGGUAAAAAAGCAUGGUCUGAUCCAGUAAAAGCUAAAGCUAUGCUUUCUAGGAUACCCUUGGGCAGAUUUGGAGAAGUUUCCGAAGUUACAGACGUCGUGCUUUACUUACUGAGUGAUAGAGCGAGUAUGAUACAUGGUGUUGAGUUGCCUAUCGACGGAGGUUUCCUUGCUGUGUAG
Molecule: messenger RNA, 735 nt
Organism: Danaus chrysippus (African queen)
Lineage: Eukaryota; Metazoa; Arthropoda; Insecta; Lepidoptera; Nymphalidae
Source: the annotation of a GenBank genome assembly